AUGUUUCGCCUUCUCACUUUCUCUCUCUUCAUUCUUUCUCUCCUUCCAGCUAUCUCCUCCCUUCCAUGCAUCGGCGUCACCCACCAUUUCUCCCGUUCGUCGUCGCCCCACCGCAUUCCCACCGCCCUUCAUUCCCUCAACACCAACUCUCUUCUUCUCCGAGAUUCUGACCCUCACAUCAUUCGACCCUUCUUGUACACCAAUGUCUCCGUCUUUCUCACCAUCCCUAACAGCUUGGUCUCCCCCAUUGCCACCAACCGCUCCAACGCCGUCCAGUGGCUGUACCAUCACGUUGUGCCCUUCUACCCUCGCGUCAACAUAACCACCAUCUCGGUCGGCAACGACUUCACCGUCGCCUCGCCGCAGGCUGCGGACCUUAUCUUCCCGGCUAUCCGGAACGUCUACUCGUCGCUUCACGAUCUUGGCAUCCACAAUGUCGCCGUUUCCACCUCAUUCUCUUUCGUCAGCGUUAUUACCAAGUCGUUCCCUCCCUCAGCCGCUAGAUUCCAAGAUUUCGCCGGGGUUGAUAUUAUGGGGCCGCUCCUCCAGUUCCUGAGCCACACCAACUCGUCGUUCUUGAUCAAUUUGUACCCAUACAACAUGUACAAGCUCAAUUCCGCCAUCCCGAUUGGGUUUGCUCUGUUUGAAGAGCACCCCUUCAAUUUCAGAGACGAUAUCGCCUCUGGGGUCCGGUACCAGAACCUUUUUGAUAUGAUGAUCGAUGCGGUGGUGAGCGCGAUGGGGGCGGCUGGGUAUGAGAAUAUACCCAUUGUAGUGACAGAGACGGGUUGGCCGAGCACCGACGCCAUUGCUGAGAAGGAGGAGGAUACAAACGAGGGGUAUGCCGAGAUGUACCUGAAAGGUCUCGUGAAGCAUUUGAAGGCCGGCAAAGGCACGCCACUGAGGAAGGAAGGAGUGGCGUGUGUUUACGUAUACGAGCUGUUUGAUGAAGAAGACGAGGGAACACGAGAAUCAGGUCGGCAUUGGGGGAUUUUGUAUCCAAAUCUGACCAACAAGUAUUCUCUUCAAUUCUCUGGUUCUUGGUCUGCUAGGGCCGGGGAAGCUGAGGCUUGGGUGAAAAUUUUAUUAGAGGUUUCAUUUGUUUCCCUUGUCUUGCUCUCUCACUAG
This is a messenger RNA of Neltuma alba, 1128 nucleotides long. RefSeq names its product glucan endo-1,3-beta-glucosidase 12-like. Lineage: Eukaryota; Viridiplantae; Streptophyta; Magnoliopsida; Fabales; Fabaceae. Bases 1 to 1128 code for a protein of 375 amino acids. Gene Ontology annotation, molecular function: hydrolase activity, hydrolyzing O-glycosyl compounds. The record is from RefSeq and is a predicted model, not a curated record. Gene Ontology annotation, biological process: carbohydrate metabolic process. The transcript has a single exon.